CCCUGAACUUGCUUACGACAAGGCCAACCCUCCCCCUUUCAGUGGUCGUCAGAAUCCCAAUAACUCCGCUUUCGCAUUCUCUAUCAAUGCUAGGAGAGAGAGAGAGAGAGGUAUCACUCCUACUUCUCCUCCGCCUCGUCCCAAUACCGGUCGCUCCUUGAUCAAUCGUCUACAGAGGCGUACAGUCAAUACCGGUACCACAGGAGAAACCAGUACUACCAACUUCGCGACAACCAAUGUAACUCAGACUUCUUUUGACACUGUCACAGGGUCGGACGCUAUUUCCUACGGCGGAGGUGGAGAAUCAUCCCGGCCUAAACCAUCGAGACGUCAGCGCUCGUGCCAACCCUUGAUGUCUGGCUCGACCGAUACUUCCGAUAUGACAGUUGAAGGUUCGCGUCGCAACGUGAGUCGAGGCAGCUAUGGAAUGACGGAGAUGACUGGAGAUGCCACUGUUCCAGAAGGCAAGACGACGUGGGGUGACGGUUUGGCUGCCAAAAAGGAUGCUAGCGAGGCUGGUGAUGAUAUUGAUAUGGAAAAUGAUUUGGCAGAAGAAGAUAGUCCGUUUGCAGAAGUCAGAGCUUCAGUCUCUAACAUCGACGAUCCAGAUAUGCCAGCUCUGACAGCACGCGCGAUGGUCAUUGGCAUGUUCUUCGCCGUUAUAGGUUCUGGCAUCAAUACCUUUUUCUUCUUCCGCUUCCCUGCUCCGUACAUUUCGCCUCUGCUCAUCCAAGUAGCUUCGUAUCCCGUUGGGAAGGCCGCAUCCUGGAUAAUACCUAUCCAUACGGUCUACAUGCCUGGGUGGCUGGGCGGUUGGAAGUUUUCCACCAAUCCCGGUCCUUUCAACAUAAAAGAACACACCAUCAUCGUAAUCAUGGCCAACAUCUCUGUAGCGCCCGCCUACGCUCUCUUCGCACUCUCUUCCCUAGAAUUUUACUACCAGCAUCCUGUCACAUCAGCUUUCGGUAUUUUCAUGAUCAUGACCACACAAAUGACCGGUUUUGCCUUUGCAGGUUUUGCCCGCCGGUUUGUCGUCUGGCCUGCAAGUAUGAUAUGGCCUGGUAAUCUGGUCAUUGCCACCAAUUUGAACACCUUUCAUGCGGAGGAGGACGGAUUCAAGGGCGGGAUGACUCGACUCAAGUUUCUGCUAAUUGCGGGGAGCGCGUCUUUCGGCUACUACUUCUUGCCGGGAUAUCUCUUCACUGCCCUGUCAAACUUCUCAUGGCCCUGUUGGAUUGCGCCGCGUAACAUUGUCAUCAAUCAACUCUUUGGAGUAGCAACCGGACUUGGUAUGGGCUUAUUUACGUUUGACUGGUCUCAGAUCGCAUGGAUUAGUAGUCCACUCACAACCCCUUGGUGGGCAGCGGCCAAUAUCGGUAUUGGUUUCAUUCUCUUCUACUGGAUAUUAGUGCCUAUUCUGUACUAUACAAAUGUCUGGCAGUUUGCCUAUCUCCCCAUGUCUGUCAGCGCAGCGGGUGAUCGCUAUGGGAUGGAAUAUAACGUAUCUUACAUUCUCACUCCCGAAACAGAACUCAACAGGACGGCUUACGGCGAAUACUCGCCUGUUUACCUUUCGGCCACUUUUUCAAUGACGUUCAUGUUGGCAUUUGCGCUCUCCACAGCGUUGAUCGUUCACACUAUUCUUUAUCACGGUCCGAGGAUAUACCGGACCGCCCGCAACAUGCGAACGGAAGUCGAAGAUAUCCAUCUCAAGCUCAUGAAGAAGUAUCCAGAUGUACCGGAAUGGUGGUACUUGAUCUUAUUCGUCAUAGUCUUCGUUAUCGCAGUCAUCAACAUCGAAGUGAAUCACACCGAUCUGCCGGUGUAUGGGUAUCUUUUAUCGGUGUUGUUACCACUCGUUUACCUCUUACCGGCCGCUUUCAUUUACGCUAUGACGAAUCAAACGGUAGCCACAAACUUGUUGUCGGAGUUGAUCCCUGGGUACCUCUUCCAAGGGAAGCCCAUCCCUGGCAUGAUUUUCAAGACGUUUUCAGUUCAAUCGCUUUACGAAGCUCUAUAUUUUAUCUCUGAUCAAAAAUUAGGACAUUAUAUGAAGAUACCGCCUCGCUCAACAUUUGUCGCCCAACUCACCGCCGGUUUUGUUUCGUGUUUUGUCCAAUUCGGCACUUAUCGACUCGUCUUCUCUAAGGUGCCGGACAUCUGUACACCGGAUCAACCAGCACUCCUUACUUGCUCCUCGACACAGGUUUUUUACACUUCGAGCAUUCUAUGGGGUGCUAUCGGUCCACAACGACUAUUUUCGAAAGGAUCGCUAUAUCAUCCCCAACUGUACGCUUUCCUAGUCGGUGCAAUACUACCCAUCCCUAUGUGGUUCUUAGUACGGAAAUAUCCCAAAUCCCUAUGGAGGAAUAUCAACAUUCCCGUUAUUUUCAAUGGUGCCCUCUCUAUCCCCCCCGCAACAGGAGUCAACUAUGCCAGUUGGCUCAUCGUGUCGUUCAUUUUCCAGUUUUGGUUGAGAAGGAAAAAGUUUGCUUGGUGGAGUAAAUACAACUAUGUCUUGUCGGCGGCGUUGGACGUUGGAACUACGGCUAGUACGAUGUUAUUGUUCUUGGCCUUUGGAGUGGGAAAAGUGAAGUUGGAUUGGUGGGGAAAUAAUGUGUUUGCGAAGACCGCGGAUUGGAAUGGAGAGUCCUUACGACCGACUCCACCCGAUGGGUUUGGUCCUACCACUUGGAAGACGUGACACCGCUCGAUUCUCACGCAAAUGAUACGGGCAGUAUAAAAAGAAAGCAUGAUGUGAUGAUUCUGAAGGGGAGAGAAUCAAGUUGAAGAAGAUGAUUAAAGUCGUGUGGUACUGUUUAAUCAAAUUCGCAUAACAUGAGAAGUGGAACAUGUCAUUGCCGAGAUGUUGACAGUGGUACAGUGGGGUUUCAAAGACUAAUAGGUUUGUGGGUGCAAAUGGUUUAUAAAGUUCGUGGGCUUAAUUGGUUUAUAGGUUUAUACAAGUCGGAUAAUACAGAUGGUUAUUCUAGGUUCUUACAUGCUGCCAAAUAUGACAAUGUGAAUGUAUCUUUGCAAACU
This is a messenger RNA of Tremella mesenterica DSM 1558, 3042 nucleotides long. RefSeq lists its product as uncharacterized. Bases 353 to 2704 code for a protein of 783 amino acids. Gene Ontology annotation, molecular function: oligopeptide transmembrane transporter activity. NCBI's taxonomy places the organism in Eukaryota, Fungi, Basidiomycota, Tremellomycetes, Tremellales, Tremellaceae. The record is from RefSeq and is a predicted model, not a curated record. Gene Ontology annotation, biological process: transmembrane transport. The transcript has 6 exons.